Messenger RNA from Balaenoptera musculus (blue whale), 2695 nucleotides. RefSeq names its product G protein-coupled receptor 146 (gene GPR146). Gene Ontology annotation, cellular component: membrane. NCBI's taxonomy places the organism in Eukaryota, Metazoa, Chordata, Mammalia, Artiodactyla, Balaenopteridae. Bases 827 to 1822 code for a protein of 331 amino acids. Gene Ontology annotation, molecular function: G protein-coupled receptor activity. Gene Ontology annotation, biological process: G protein-coupled receptor signaling pathway. The transcript has 3 exons. The record is from RefSeq and is a predicted model, not a curated record.
CUCUCUCGGAGCCCCGAGCUGCCCCGCGAGCUGCCCCCCUCGCGGCGACUGCGCGGUCCGCGGCCCAGCGAGCCGGAACUUCUGGAACGACGUCUAAAUGGAAAUAUCAAGUGCCGUUAAUGGUCUAGGACACUUGAUAAAAAGAUAAAAACCCCUGGGCAUGAGGCUCCUUCAAAACUUGAGAAGAAGGCAGUGCCCCCGCUUCUGAGCACCCACGUACCAGCACAGGAAACCCAACACCAAGUUAGUGACAUGAACACGGUAGCCGGGUUCAUGGUCUCGGUGGGGCCCUGGUCUCAGUGUCGCAGUCUGUCCGGGCUUUGGGGAGACAGAGGGUGAGCCUGGACCUGACAGACUGGCCCCCCAUCGCUGGAUGUGCACUCACUUGGCAGCUCCAGGCCGCCUGCCGACAGCCAGCUCCGUGCCUCGGCCGAGCAGCGGGCCCCCUCCUCCUCACGGACCCCCUCCUCCCCACUCUCCGUCUGCAGCAUCUAGCGGGCUGGCCUUCAGUCACCCAGGGGCGAGCAGCCUGCUUUCCCGGCCUCUGCAGACGCGAGAGUGUGAGCGCGGUGUCUCUGACCGUGCUCCAGGCUGCUCACGCAUGACGGGGGGGCCAGACACACUACCGUCCCAUCUGGGUCCUCACCAGGGCGCUGCUGAGAGGGAAAGAGGCCCUACUGAUAAUUACGCUGAGGGGACGGCCACACACCCCACGACCCGCUGCAGGGUCCAGCUCUCCACACCGGAACCUCCAGCAUCUUCCUAAAUGGAGAAGUCCUCUCUAAGAUAAUAGACUUUGAAAAACCAUAGCUUCCAUCUGCCCGCCAUGUGGAGCUGCCCACUCAACGGCACGGGCGGCGAGGACCAGCUCCCCUGCCAGCACGUCCAGCGGGCCCUGUCCGCCCUCUCGCUGCUCUACCUGCUUGUCGGCGUCCCCCUCGGCCUCGGCUACAACGCCCUGCUGCUGCUGGUCAACCUGCACGACCCGGGCGGCAUGACCAUGCCCGACGUCUACUUCGCCAACAUGGCCGCGGCCGGCCUGGUGCUCAGCGCCCUGGCGCCUGCGCACCUGCUGGGCCCCGGCGCUGCCGGCUGGGCCGUGUGGGACGUGGGCAGCGAGGUCCACGUCACGCUGCUGGUGCUGUUCAACGUGGCGGCGCUGGUGACCCUGUACUCCACGGCGCUGCUGGGCCUCGACUGCUACAUCGAGCGGGCGCUGCCGCGCACCUACAUGUCGAGCGUCUACAACACCAGGCACGUGUGCGGCUUCGUGUGGGGCGGCGCCCUGCUCACCGGCUUCUCCUCCCUGCUCUUCUACAUCUGCAGCCACGUGGCUGCCAGGCUGGCCGAGUGCUCCCAGGUGCGGGACACGGAGGCGGCCGACGCCAUCAUGCUGCUCAGCGGGUACCUGGUGCCCGGCCUGGCCGUGCUGUACGCGCUCGUGCUCCUCACGCGGAUCCGGAAGGAGGACACGCCGCUCGACCGGGACGCGGGCCAGCCGGACCCCUCGGCGCACAGGCUGCUGGUGGCCACCGUGUGUGCGCAGUUCGGGCUCUGGACGCCCCACUACCUGACGCUCCUGGGGCGCACGGUCCUGGCUGCGCAGGGGAGGCCAGUGGACGGGCACCACCUGGGGACGCUGCUCCUCGCCGAGGACCUGUCCAGGUUCCUGGCCUUCGCCAGCAGCGCUGUGGUGCCGCUUCUUUACCGCCACAUCGACAGAAACUUCCCCGGCAAACUCCGGCGGCUGAUGAAGAAGCUGCAACGUGGGCACCAGAGCUGCUCCUUGGACGAAGCGGGGGCACAGCCGGCGAUGGCGUAGACGCUGCUCCUCGGGCCUCGGCCAACCGAGGGGCAGACGGCGCGUGGCAGAAGGCACAGCCCGCAGUGGCCGGGCCCCCCGCUCCCUCCCUCCCUCCCUCUCCCCAGGAGACCAGGCAGAACCAGGCGAGUCCCCUUGAAGCUUCCCGUGUCCUCCCACAGGAAGCCACCCUCAGGCCAAGGCCAUGAUGUCCGAGCAGCAGGUGCCAGGUGUGAGGAUGGGCUGCCAUCGGGGCACCUGGCCGCCCGCGGGGCGUGCGCUUGUCCCCUGCGGUGCCUUUCAGGUCCUCGCCGGCAGCAGCCUGCUCCCCUCAGCCUCAUGUCUGGCUUUCAAAUGAGUGAUGACAAUCUAACGCCACUAUUUAUACUUUGCAUUGUUAAAAUACUCCAUCCCCCCUCCCUCUUGUUCUGUUGUUUAUGAAGAGACGUUUGGUAGGAAAGUCAGAAGGUAUUAAAAUGAAGGAGACACACGGAAGCGCAUUCGGGGAAUGGGUGGGUGGUGGGCUCGCGGGGCCGGGGCUGCUGGCGACUUGGCGUCCACGUGGACGUGGUGGGAGAAGAGUCAGACGGGGCCUCUCCUGCCCCCAGGUGUGCCCCCGGGUCACGUCCGCUGUCGCUGGGCCAGCGUGGGUCUGUCCUAAACAAGUCCCCAAAGUGUGCACAAAAGUAAAUAAACCGAAGGAAGAAAAGUGCUGUUAGGAUUUCUAACCUAACCCGAAAGCCGAUGGGCCUGCCGACGGGAAAGAGGGAUUUGGACGGGUGGGCGUCACCGGGGCCACAAGGGUGCCGCCCGCUCCCGGGACAGACAGACGGAUGGUGCAGACCAGACGACCUGACCAGACGGGGCGGGGCUCAGAGGAGCCUCCCUUCCCCC